Messenger RNA from Malania oleifera, 3250 nucleotides. RefSeq names its product putative SWI/SNF-related matrix-associated actin-dependent regulator of chromatin subfamily A member 3-like 1. Bases 307 to 2979 code for a protein of 890 amino acids. The record is from RefSeq and is a predicted model, not a curated record. Lineage: Eukaryota; Viridiplantae; Streptophyta; Magnoliopsida; Santalales; Ximeniaceae. Gene Ontology annotation, molecular function: ATP-dependent chromatin remodeler activity; nucleic acid binding; hydrolase activity, acting on acid anhydrides, in phosphorus-containing anhydrides. The transcript is spliced from 3 exons.
GUUGGUAAUUGCGAUGGGGUUUUGAUCAGUGCAUUUUAGACUCUAUGAUCAGAAAAAGAAAACAAAAAGAUGAGAAUGAGAUGAUGCGCCGUGUCGUGAGUUUCCAAAAACACAGGCCAGACGCCCUCUCCAUCUCUAGACGACCCCGCCCUGCCUUUUCAAACCAAACGGCCGAAAGAGAGAGAGAUGACACGCAUAUCAACACAGGCAGAUAAACACACACUUGUUAUGUCACCGCCAGUCGUCAGUAUCGUUUCUGAUCUCUUCCUUCCACGCCCAAAACCCUAGUCUCUCACACCCAGUGCAAUGGAUGAAGACCCGGUCAGUGUUUUCUUGAGUCUCGACCAAUGGCGUGAGUCACCUAUCGACGACGAGGAAGAUCCUCCUCAAGGAUCACCCUCGUCUCUCUCUUUAACUCCAUCUUCGCAUGAGACGUACAUGCUCGGCUUCAUAGUCGCCAGCAUCGUCGGCGUGAAGUACUACUCCGGCUCCAUCAGCGGUCGAGAACUGGUGGGUCUUGUUCGGGAACCCUUAAACCCUUACGAUUCUAACGCCAUCAAAGUGUUGAAUACGAGAACCACUCAGGUGGGUCACAUUGAGCGGACCGUCGCCUCCGUUCUUGCGCCUUUGAUAGACGCUAAUCAAAUUGCCGUCGAAGGCAUUGUGCCCAAAACGCCUGGGAGGGGCAAUCAUUAUAGGAUACCCUGUCAAAUUCAUAUUUUUGCCCGAAUUGAGGCGUUUCUGACUGUAAGAUCAGAAAUUUCGCGAAGUGGGUUGCUGUUAAUUUCCAAUUCGGAUGCCUUAUUUUCAUUGUCGGAAGCGCAUGUCGUCAAGGAGGAGAAAGACAGGAGGGAAAUUAGGAGCGUUGAUGAGAUUUUCAAGUUGGUCGAUGAGAAUGUGAGCAAGAAGGGGGCAUUGGAAGCAUUGGAGCCGCCUAAGGAUGUGAUCAAAUCUGAUCUUUUCUUGCAUCAGAAGGAGGGGUUGUGGUGGUUGGUUCACAGGGAGAAUUCUUCAGAAAUGCCUCCGUUUUGGGAGGAGAAGGAUGGAGCUUAUGUUAAUGUUUUGACAAAUUAUAAGACAUGCAAACGCCCGGAGCCGCUUAAAGGUGGAGUUUUUGCUGAUGAUAUGGGGUUGGGUAAGACACUCACGUUGCUUUCUUUAAUUGCUUUUGAUAAAUCUGGCAGUUUUCCUCCUUCAGUUGGUAGCAAUGGUGCAAAUACAGCAAAUGUUGAUGAAAUGGUUGCUGAGGAUGACAAAUUGUCUGGUUUUGGUGGUAAGAAGCCUAAGAGGGGUAGAUCAAGCAAGAAGGGCACUGCUUCAAGAAAGAAGUGCAAACUUGAUGAUACCAAUUUGGGUGAUAUGCCAAGAGGAAAACCAGAGGGUUUAUCGCAAAUCUCUCCUCCUGUUUUUGGCAGAAAAACAACACUGAUAGUGUGCCCUCCGUCUGUAUUCUCAACAUGGAUAAUGCAGCUCCGAGAGCACACCAAACCUGGUAGCAUGAAGGUGUAUAUGUAUUAUGGAGAUCGAACUACUGAGGCCGAGAAGCUUCAAAAAUAUGAUAUAGUGUUGACAACAUACAGUACUCUAGCUAUUGAGGAGCAUUGGUCUGAUUCACCUGUGAAGAAGGUUGAGUGGUGGCGAGUCAUUUUGGAUGAGGCUCAUAUGAUUAAGAAUGCCAAUGCUAAGCAGAGUAGAGCUGUCACCAAUUUGAAGGCAGAGCGAAGAUGGGCUGUUACUGGAACACCCAUUCAGAAUGGCGCUUUCGAUUUGUUUUCCCUUAUGGCAUUUUUGCGGUUUGAGCCAUUUUCAAUCCAGAGUUAUUGGCAUAGCCUGGUACAGUGGCCACUUUCACGGGGUGGUGAUACGGGCAUCUCACGUUUGCAGGUUUUGAUGGCAACAAUUUCUUUGCGGAGAACAAAAGAUAAAGGUUUGAUUGGAUUGCCACCUAAAACUGUGGAGACCUGUUUUCUGCAACUUUCUGAAGUGGAGCGUGAAUUGUAUGAUCAUUUGGAACAAGAUGCUAAGGGAUUUAUCCAGAGUUAUAUAACUUCUGGUAGUGUUGUGGUGAACUAUUCUACAGUGCUCAGUAUUAUUUUGCGACUUCGUCAGAUCUGUACUGAUGUAGCUCUGUGCCCAUCAGAUCUCAAAUCGCUAGUUGCAUCUAACAAUAUUGAAGAUGUAUCCAAUAAUCCGGAAUUGCUGAAAAAGAUGGUCUUGAUGCUACAAGAUGGAGAGGAUUUUGACUGCCCAAUUUGCAUCUGUCAACCAACUGAUACCAUUAUUACAUCAUGCGCUCACAUCUUUUGCCGAGCUUGCAUCUUAAAAACCUUGAAACGUUCCAAACCGUGGUGCCCACUUUGCCGCCGUCCAUUGUCAGAAUCUGACCUAUUUUCAGCCCCACCAGAACACACUGACGAUUCUGCAAUACCCUCAUCCGGAACAUCGACAUCUUCUAAAGUAUCUACUCUCUUAAAACUCCUGUCAGCAUCAAGGGAUCAAAACCCGAAGACAAAAUCUGUGGUUUUUUCACAGUUCCGGAAGAUGUUAAUUUUGCUUGAAGAGCCGCUUAAGGCUGCUGGUUUUAAGACCUUGCGCUUGGACGGGUCGAUGAGUGCAAAACGGAGAGCUGUAGUAAUUGAAGAAUUUGGAAGCUCAGGACCAGAUGGGCCCACUGUGCUGCUAGCUAGUCUUAAGGCUUCUGGAGCUGGUGUAAACCUUACUGCUGCGUCUGUGGUCUAUUUAUUGGAGCCAUGGUGGAAUCCAGCAGUCGAGGAACAGGCCAUGGACCGUGUCCACCGUAUUGGGCAGAAGGAAGAGGUAAAGAUUGUCAGAUUGAUCGUUCAAAACAGCAUCGAAGAGAGGAUCUUGCAAUUUCAGGAGAGGAAGAAGGAGAUUGCGAGGGAAGCUUUUGAAAGGGGGAAACGAAAGGACCGGAGGGAGGUCACGAUAGACGAUCUUCGUCUACUAAUGUCAUUAUGAGAGAGAGACCCUGUUGCACUUACCUCGGGUGCAAAUUUCCUCUUGGAAAAUUGUGUGCAUGCAUGCAGCAUUUGCUCCUAUAUACAUAUAAAUACACCUGCACAAAUUUUGUUCGCUCUUGAUAUUUGUAGAGCUUUAUGGGGUUUAUGGGUAUGCAUGCAUGAACAUCAUGCAUGGUAAGUGUAUGAUUUUUGUAUCUGGAAUUGCUACCAUUACUUGAAACAUGGGGGUGCAGUCGAGGGUUUCAGAAAUGGAAUUUCAAAUUUCCUUA